CUGGCGUUAAAUUAUCAACCAGAGCCGGAUAAUUCUUACAUCAUUAUAAAUACUGAGCCGGAACAUUCUGUAUCCAUGCUAUCGGUACAGACAGCCGGCUGUGCGGGAAUGGAGCGGCUCGGCGUUCCGACCCGCACCACAUUGAAUAACCCACCAGACGAUAGGGGUCAAUUUAUUUGUAGAAUGCACAUAGAUGCUGCCAGAGAUCUGUUGGGUGUACGUAAUAGUGAUCCGGUGAUUUGUGGCAGCAAUACUAAUAGCCGCCAGCCGCAAACUCACCAACAACAACAACAGCAGCAACAAAAUAAUCAUAAUCAACAUUACAAUAGCAGUGACCAGGCCCACCUCCAGCAGCAGCAGCACCAAAACCACCAUCACAAACAACAUCACCAUCAUCAACUUCUUGUUAGACAUCGCACAGUGGGUCCAACAACACAAAGUCCAAAAUCAGCAUCACAUCCUACCUCAGCCAGUGUUAAUAGUGGCAACAAUAGUAUUAGCAACAACAACCUUACCAGCAACAAUAGUAACAAUUACAACAACAAUUUAUCGCCAAUGACCAAUAACACGGAUGGUAACAGUGGCCUUAGCAAAGGAGCCAUUCCAAUUGUUUCCAGUGGCGGUAAUACCGCCGGUCACACCAAUGCCGCCGCUACCCCAAACCACAGUGCCAAGCUAAAGAAAAUGUGUUGUGUGGGUGGUAAUAGCAGUGAUGGUGGCAGUACACUCUCAGCCUGUUGCAGUUCCAUCGACUCACAGUGUUCCUUAAGUUCGCACAGUCAUGAUCAUCAUCAACACUAUCAGCACCAGCUGCAGCAGCAGAGAACGCUGUGCUGUCCCCAUCAUGUUCCUUUGCCGGAUAGCGAAUGGAUACCCACGGAUCAGCGAUUGGGGCAAAUGCGUAGCAGUUAUCAGCACUCGGAACUAACACGCUCCUAUAUUAAACCACCACCCAAUAAAACGGUUAAAGAUGUUCCAGAUCGUUCGUCGUACAACUUUUAUUCCUCGGUAGCGCACUGUUCGAACUCCUCAGGUUUGCAUUCCUUGACCUCAUCCCAAUCGUUGCCUCUUGGCAGUUCCACGGCGAGUAUGGCCAGCAGUGGCAGUACCACCUCCAGCAGCAGCAGCAGUAGUGGUGGGGGUGGCGCUGUGCCGCAAACAAAAUCAAAACCAAAUGUGAUUACAAAAUUCUUCUAUCGUAAGAGCUCACCGAAAUCUCCCAGUAAUGUGGCCACUUCCUCAACAGCUUCCCUGGCGUCGACAACGGGUUUUCCAACAAAUACUAUGUAUUCAUUACUGAACUCCUCCUCAUCUUCUUCGUCGUCGGCAAUGUCGUUGGGCUCUUCAAACUCUUCGCUAUUGUCGUCGGUCAGUGGCAAUACUUCGUCCACGAUGUCUCUGAAUUCCCAGACAUCGGCCACAACACCUGCUUCGGCCCUGAAAAUGGCCCCCUUGGCAACAUUGCCCGUCUCAACGGCAGCCACCCUAAAAACAACACCCUGUGAUUAUGGUCCUACAAUGCAACACAACUCAGGAACUACUGGCGUUAAUAAUAUUUCCAUAGGUCUGGUGCCUAGUACCCAAUUACUGACCACCAUUGGAGUAUCACAUCCCACAGCAACAAUAACAACAUUCCCACACACCAAUGCCAUGGAGCGUAUACCCACACCACCCCUGUCGGUGACAGUGCCCAUUAGCAAUGCCUACCACCACCAACAGCAGCAGCAGCACCAACAACAACAAAGGCAUCAACAACAACAGUUAUUACUUGACUGUUUGGUGGGUGAUUCCGUUUCCGUUUCCAGUACAUUACAAACCAUCAAAAGUAGUUCUUGUAGUCCAACUAUAAGUGCCAACGCCUUCAACUCUAAUUCCGAUAGCAAUGUCACUUCCAAAGAUGACUCUGUCCAAAUGGAAUGUCAAUCCGGCAAUAUAACACGCAACAACAGUAGCAGUAGCAUGCAAAGUUUAUCCUCAGCAGCGGUGACGGCAACACCGGUCGACUGCAAUUGUCAACAUCCCAAUUGUAAAUAUUGUAGAAGCACCUGCAAUACGACCUCUGCAGAGACUGCCUCCCAAUCGACGUCAUCAAACGCGUAG
Molecule: messenger RNA, 2100 nt
Organism: Musca vetustissima
Lineage: Eukaryota; Metazoa; Arthropoda; Insecta; Diptera; Muscidae
Product: mucin-2
Exons: 4
Coding region: 76-2100 (674 amino acids)
Source: RefSeq, a predicted model, not a curated record